AUGAUUACCGAAGGAACACCGUCGCAGGGAUCUGGUCAAAGGGAAGAGUCGGGUGAAAACCUAGACAUCCCAAAUGACCAGACGCGGUUUGCAGCGUUGGAACUGCAGGUCCAAACUCUGAAUCAGGGUAUGGACCAGUUGAUCCAACAAAAUGCAGCAUUCUUGCAACACCUUGUUCCACCGGUUCAACAGAGCUUGCCACGCCAAGACCUCUCGAAUCCAAACAGGGGUAAUGGGAAUCUGGAAAAGCAGGAUACUCAUCCUCCCCAACAUGAGACCGAAGUUGAGCAAAGCCAGGUGGGAAACCGACAUAGAGAGGUGAUCCACCCCUCUUUUCCACGGAGUUCUCGACCCCAUGAAGACACGACUGUCAUUGAAAAGACCGAGGAGAUUUCCCACGUUGACCUAGAGAUGCAGGAUCUCAAGGCAAAGAUGGAGGGUGUGAUGCAGGCCAUGAAGGGAAAAGGCAUUGCAGCUAUAGAUGGUUUGGUACAGAAGACCAAUUUGCCAUUCAGCCCCUCGGUUAUGAAAAGCCCUUUGCCAAGCAAAUUUAGAAUACCUACAAUUGAGAGUUUCGACGGAACUAAAGAUCCCCUCGACUACUUGGAGACUUUUCAGGCGCUUAUGCACCUGCACGCGAUGCCGGAUGAGAUCAUGUGCAUGGCUUUCCCAAUGACUCUCAAAGGAUCAGCAUGGGUAUGGUCCAACAAACUAAAGCCAGGAACCAUCGAAACCUUUGAAGAAUUGAGUAAGGGCUUUGUGGGCCAUUUCAUUGCUGGCCAGAGGCAUAGAAGGCCGGCUACCCACCUCCUUACUGUGAAGCAACAGAAGGGAGAGUCACUGCGAGAUUACAUUAGUCGUUUCAACACGGAGAUGUUACAGGUGGAGGAAGCGGAUGACAAGGUGGCCCUAGCUGCCUUCAUGGGAGGACUCCAAACCUCAAGAUUCCUCUUCUCUUUAUCAGAGGAACCUCCUACUAGUAUGGCCGAGUUAUUGGUUCGAGCUAAAAGACAUAUGAAUGCUGAAGAUGCAAUGAUUGCGAGAAAUGGAAAAGAAGGGGAGGAUAGGAAGUCAGACAAGAAAAGGCUGGCCCUGACAAUCAGAGAUGAAAAGGAAACCAAGUAUAAGAAACCCAUGGUCAACCAGAAUGAAAGGGCGUCUCGCUAUAAAAAUGCGGAGAGGUAUACAAAUUACACUCCUUUAAAUAUGUCGAUAGAUCAAGUUUUCCUGCAAAUCCAGGAUGAGCCAUAUCUGAAGUGGCCACCGAAGUUGAAGUCAGAUCUGGCAAGGAGACCUCGUGAUAAGUAUUGCUGGUUCCAUAAAGACCAUGGGCACACUACAGAGGAUUGCUUCGACCUUAAGGAUCAGAUUGAGACUCUAAUCCGAAGGGGGCACAUGCAAAAGUUUAUUGUGGGGAAUGACAGAACCGACAUUAACCCACUAAGAGCAGGCCGAGACAACCACCCUCCUGAUCAACAACCAAUAAGAAAGAUCAGGGUCAUAGUCGGGGGGUGUGCAGGAGGUGGAGAAUCGAGCUCAGCCCGUAAGGCCUAUGCCAGGAGAAUGUGA
Molecule: messenger RNA, 1569 nt
Organism: Cornus florida
Lineage: Eukaryota; Viridiplantae; Streptophyta; Magnoliopsida; Cornales; Cornaceae
Exons: 1
Coding region: 1-1569 (522 amino acids)
Source: RefSeq, a predicted model, not a curated record